Adineta ricciae is the source of this 1014-nucleotide messenger RNA. The record is from the annotation of a GenBank genome assembly. Lineage: Eukaryota; Metazoa; Rotifera; Eurotatoria; Adinetida; Adinetidae.
AUGUCGACAUUCGGCAAUCUUACGACGACGACAACGAUCGCUCCCUAUAUUCCAACGAGCCGACCUGUUCAGUUCAGUAUCUUAUUAACAAUUGCAAUUUUUUCCCUACCGUGUUCAAUUUUUGUUCUUCAUCACUUCUUAUCAACGAAAACGCUCUAUCGUGCUGCCAACAAUCAUGUCAUCAUUCUUUUACUUAUUAGCAAUUGUCUUCAAACUCUAACCGAUGUACCAGGGCAGCUUAGUUACUAUAUCCUAGGUGUAAAUCGGCCUCUGACGCUCAGCUAUUGUUAUUACUUUUAUUUUAUUGAUUUCUAUUUAUUUACAACCUGCUUUUUACUUUUGACGUGGUCCUCAUUCGAACGGCAUAUUCUCAUUUUCCAUAUAUAUGUCUUCAACACACAUCGUAAACGUGUGGCUUAUCAUUAUAUACCUUUGAUGAUUUGCGUAACUUAUCCAAUGAUUUAUUACGUUUACUUUAUAUUUUUCUACCCAUGUGAAAAUUACUAUGAUGAAUAUACAUCAUACUGUGUUCCAGCUUGUUAUUUGAGAACAAAUGCUAUGAUGGCUUUGUAUGAGCAGAUUGCUCACGGUUUUGCAUUGAUGCUGCUGAUUUUCAUUUUUAAUGUUUUAUUAUUUAUUCGAGUUGUUCAGCAAAAGGCUCGAAUGGGCAGACAAAUGACGUGGAAGAAGAAUCGUAAAAUGGCAGUGCAAUUAUUCAGCAUGUGUUUCUUAUUUCUUUUGACAAAUGGUGGUUACUUCGUCGUUCAAAUAGGACAAAUGUUGUAUGAUCCAACUUUUGGAGUAGAAUUUAGUCUAUGGGCAAUCCCGGUGGCUAUGUGCAUGCCACCACUGUUUCCUUUUGUAUGUUUGAGCACUUUGGAUGAAUUACACGGAAAACUGAAAAGAGCAACUCCGUGUUGGAAUCGUUGGGCCGUAGUACCUAUUACAGGCACAGAAUUACAACACUUGCCAACAACCACUUCGAGACGCCGUGAUUAUUUAAAAAAUGGUUGA